GCACUACCGCUGUAGACUGUUAUUAUAUUAAAGACAAUGCUAAAUUAUUCUCAGUUGACUCCAGGGUACGGUAAAAUAACAAUUGCAACGCGAAAUCUAAGCAAAUAAAUAUCUGAAUUUAAUUAAAAAUGGUGAAAAUGAAAAUCAUAAUAGUAUUAACGUGGUUUGAAGUAAUAUUUGUCGUAACCGGCUCCAACGUAUUAAGGCCAAGUUUGGGACAAAUUACAAAAAAAACACGAGCUGUUGAAUCCGUAAAUCCAUGUAACUAUACCGCACCACCUAAGCCUGACUUCUCAGCGCCUGGUCGAAGAAUUAGUGAAGCAAAGUGUUAUGAAUACAUGUGGGAGAUGAAAAAACGUGAGGACGACUCAACCAGAAAAACUAACUGUUGGAAAAAGAAACACCCAGGCAGACAUGCAAUUGGUGGUCGACGCACAUCACCAGGUGAAUUUCCCCACAUGGGUGCUGUGGGAUGGAAAGCUGCUGUUGGAACCUGGAUAUUUAAGUGCGGCAGUUCCUUAGUCAGUUCAAAAUUCCUGCUCACUGCUGCUCAUUGCUCUAAAGUAUCUCCACGUGACACCAGUGUCGCAAACGUCGAACCGGAGAUCGUAAGACUUGGUGAUAAGAAUAUUGCAGAUGUUUUUUCAAAGGGUGUAUCCCCACAAGAUGUGAAAAUUAAAAGAAUUGUUAAACAUCCGAACUUCAGUGCGCCCAAGAAAUACUUUGACAUUGCAAUUAUUGAAGUAACGACAGAGGUUAUAUUUACAAAAUUAGUUCAACCAGCUUGUCUAUGGACCAACCACGAUACAAGCCAACUUGGAACAAAGGCGACACUUACAGGAUGGGGUGUCGUUGAAACAACUGGAAGAGAGAUAUCUCCAGAGUUACAAGCAGCGGAUGUCGACAUUAUUGAUUCAGACGAAUGUCAACGUUUACUUCGAAUCUAUUUUAACCGCCUUUGGUGUGGGGUAGACUUGCAUCAGCUCUGUGCUGGGAAAUUAGCAGGAGGUGUCGACGCUUGUCAGGGUGACUCAGGUGGACCUCUGCAGGUAAAGAUACCUUUACCGGUAACGUCACAGGGUUCAAUUCACUACGUCAUUGGAGUCACAUCCUUUGGUGUUGGCUGUGCUCAGAAAAACAUUCCUGGGAUAUACACAAGAGUUUCCAGCUUUAUUGACUGGAUAGAAGAUAUGGUUUGGAGAGGAUCAUGAUUAAAAAAAACAUUUGAAUUAGUCUAGCUUAUAAAACUGAAUUUUCUCCCACCGUCUCGAUUCAGUUAUUCCCUGUUAUACUAAGUUCCAUACCAGUUGCAAUUGGGCUUACUCGGUGUUAUGAGAACCGUGGGGUAUUUUAGUAUAAGUUACAUAGAAUUUAGAUUUGUAAGAAGGCAAACGUGCGCGGAAUCGUGCUGCCACACUUUGUAUUUACAGGUUUAUUUUAAUUAAAGUAGUUUAUGGAACUUUUUUUUUUAGACU
Pieris brassicae (large cabbage white) is the source of this 1475-nucleotide messenger RNA. RefSeq names its product serine protease snake-like. Lineage: Eukaryota; Metazoa; Arthropoda; Insecta; Lepidoptera; Pieridae. Gene Ontology annotation, biological process: proteolysis. Bases 129 to 1211 code for a protein of 360 amino acids. Gene Ontology annotation, molecular function: serine-type endopeptidase activity. The record is from RefSeq and is a predicted model, not a curated record. The transcript is spliced from 9 exons.